ACUGUGAAAGCCACUGAGCCGUUUUCACCGAUGGCUGCGAUCGGCGGCAGAGGGAGGAGGAGUAGAGCCGUUAUGUGAGAGCGUGACUGGGACAAAGGAACAGCGAUAUCUCGUCAACGCCUUGUGUCGGUUGCAAGACCCGAAUAAGACUGUCCGGGCCCCGCGUUAGGAGAUCCGGUCUUUGUCCAAGGCAGGGGCCCAGGGUAUGCAAAAUAGAGGAUUUGAGGUCAGGAUACUGAAACCAACAUCACACUGUGAUCUGAUGGAGUCACCCAAUCUAUCAUAACUAGACUAUCAACAGAUUUUAAACAUGGAAGGAGAAAGCAUUUCUCACAGUGAGGAGAACAGUUACACAUGUUCAGGAUGCAAAAAAGGCUUCAGCCAAUCAACUGGUCUCAAGAACCACAAAUGCAGUCACACUGGGGAGAAACCAUGGAAGUGUGGUUACUGUGAGAAAGGAUUCAGUCACUGCUCUGCACUCGAAAUUCACCAACGUGUUCACACUGGAGAGCGGCCAUUCAUUUGCUCCCUUUGUGGGAGGCGAUUUACUCAGUUAUCCACCCUGCUGAAACACCAGAGAGUUCACAGUGAGGAGAGACCUUUUAAAUGUCCAGACUGUGAUAAGUACUUUAAAAGUUCCAGUGAUCUGAUGUCCCAUCGGCGUGUUCACACUGAGGAGAGACCUUUUAAAUGUCCAGACUGUGGGAAGUGCUACAAAAGUUCCAGUGAGCUGAUGUCCCAUCGGCGUGUCCACACUGAGGAGAGACGGUUUAGGUGCUCUGACUGUGGGGCUGGUUUCAAGUGGUCAUCUCAGCUCACUGUUCACCAGCGCAUUCACACGGGGGAGAGGCCAUUCACCUGCUCUGAAUGUGGAAUUGGAUUCACUCAAUCAUCCCAUCUCAAGUCACAUCAGCAGGUUCACACUGAGGAGAGACCUUUUAAAUGUACAGACUGUGGGAAGUGCUUUAAAAGUUCCCAUUAUUUGCAGUCCCAUAAACGUGUUCAUACUGAUGAGAGACCUUUUAAAUGCUCAGAGUGUGGGAAGUGCUUUAAAGGUUCCAGGGAGUUGAUUGUCCAUCACCGUGUUCACACUGAUGAGAGACCAUUCAGGUGCUCUCACUGUGGGAAUGGAUUCAAGAGAUCAUCUCAACUCACUCUACACCAGCGUCUUCACACUGGGGAGAGAUCAUUCAUCUGCUCUGAGUGUGGGCAGGUAUUCUAUCGGUUCUCCACCCUGUUGAAGCAUCAGCGAGUUCAUUCUGGGGAGAAGCCAUUCACUUGUACUGAGUGUGGGAAAGGAUUUUGUGAGGCUUGCCAUCUCAAAGCACACCAGCGAAUUCACACUGAGGAGAGACCCUUCAAAUGUCCAGAUUGUACGAGGAGUUAUAAAAGCUCCAGGGAGCUGAAGUUACACCAACGUGUUCACACUGAUGACAGACCAUUCAGGUGCUCUCAGUGUGGGACUGGCUUCAAGUGGUCAUCUCGUCUCACCGUACAUCAGCGCACUCAUACCGGAGAGAGACCGUUCACCUGCUCCGACUGUGGGAAGGGAUUCACUCAGAAAAUUCACCUGAUGACACACCAGCGAGUUCACACUGGGGAAAGACCUUUUAAAUGCACACACUGCGGGAAGUGCUAUGUAAGAUCCUGGGACCUGAUACGCCAUCAACAUGUUCACUCCAAUGAGAUGCCUGUUAAAUGUCCAGAAUGACACAAGUGUUUUAAAAAUUCUGGGGAAUUGAUGCUACAGUGCAAUGAGAGACUGCUCAGUGCCCUUACUAUGGGACUGGAUUCCGAUGAUCAUCCCAACUCACUGUUCACCAGCAGAUUCACAUGGGAGAAAGGCCAUUCAUCUGCAUUGAAUGUGGGAAAGGAUUCCCUCAGAAAUCCCACCUCACUGGCACACUGCUGAGAUAGUAGCAAGUUUACGAGUGAUUUCAGGAUAUUUUUCUGUUAAUUACAUUCAGGAUAAAGCAUGUUAAAACAUCUAGCUCAGCUUUAUGUGAGAAUACUAGGGGUAAAGAGAAAUGUUUGGAUGUUACAUUGAACUCAUGUCUGCUGAAGCUAUUUAAUAUCCCUGAAAAUUCCUUUGAAUAAAGAUCAGAAACUAGAUGUCCAUGUAAAUGAGCUAUAAGUAAAAAUAGAUGACUUCGUUUUCCAUACUGUCUGGGAGAUGCUACUCAGCCCGAAUGCUGUGGAGGAUGAAUUUCUGCAGUUUGUACUGAAGCAUUUCUGAAGUAGAACAUUGAAGGAUCAAAAAAGAAACAGAUUGUUUUAGAUUUAGUAUUCUGUAAAGUGAAACUGUAAUUGAUAACUUUACUGUUAAGGGGCCUUUGUUGAAUAGAGACCAUAAUGUGGAUUUUUUAAUCAAGUUUGAAAAUGAUAUAGUUCAUUCUGGAAUUGAGAUCACCAACCUGAAUAAUGUAAACUAUGAAGAUUGGAAUGGCAAGUUGGCUUGAUGGAUUGGAAAAAUACACAAAAUGGUUUGAAAUUACACAGUAACGAGGAUUUGAAAAUUUAUUGCAUGGUUUACAACAAUUAAGCAUUUCCUGAAGACAGUAGGAAAAAAUAAAUCAGCUAUGGCUGACAAAAGAACUGAAAGAUUAUAUUAGAUAAAAGGUAGUGGUUUUGAAGGUCGCAUGAAAAAGUGAUGAACCAGGGGAUUGGGUGUAAUUUUUAAACUAACAAUCGAUUGCCAAGAAGGUAAUGAAAGGGGAAAGAGAAGAUAUAUGGAAGCACACAAGGAGCAUAAAGGUGGACUCUAAAAGUUGCUUAGUUACAUGAAUGCAAAAAAUGCCAAAGCCUCCCAAUUGGCUCCCCAAUAGUUGCAGAAGUGUGCAGCAUCUACAAUGUAUAGUGCAGUAACUCACCAAGGCUCCUCCGACAGAACUUUCUCACAGCCUCUCACCCAGAAAGACCAAAACAAUCAAUAGAUGGGAAUACCACUUAUUGCAACUUUGCUCUCAAGCCAUACUCCAUCAUAACUUGGGCCAAAUUAUCUUCCUUUCAUCAUCACUGGGUCAAGAGUAUGGACCUAACACUACUGUCAAUGACCUGAUACUGCAAGGACUGCAAACAUUCAAGAAGUCAGAUUACCAUCAUCUUUCUGUGGGCAAUUAGGGUUGGGCAAUAAAUGCUGGCAGUGCCAGCAACAUCACAUCCUGUGAAUGAAUCAAAAAAUGAGAGGUGUGAUACUUCACUGAGCAUUUGUAAAGGAUGUUGCAGGGGAAAUGGAUUAAACUGCUGUUUAUGUUAAGGUCUUUCAAAGUAGUUAUACAUACAGAAACUUCUACUCUUUUGUGCAAUAAACAUGUGUUGUUUAUUGAAAGAAAAUUGGUAGCAUCGUGUGAAUAUGUUCAGUAAUUCACCGCCAUCCUCUCCAAAUUUCAAACAUAAAGCUUAUGAUCUACCAAGCCAAAUUUCACUCGGAAAUCCAACCUAUCCAGUAUUACCAUCUAGUGGGGUCAUAACAUUUGGAAAAUAAAGGCAAUUUCAUUGAAACUUACAAGAUCCUUACAGCGUGGAUUUCCUCCUUAGCAGUUGAAUCCAUAAUCAGGUGACAUUUUCUCAGAAAUAAGGUAUACAUUAGGGUGAGGCAAAUCUUUUCACUCAAAGGGUGGUGAAUCUUUGGAAUUUUCAACUAGGGGUUCAUGGAAUCUCAGCCAUUGAGGACAAAUCAACAGUUUUCUGGAGGUGAAUGACAAUAGGAAUACUGCAGGAAAGAAAGACCAGCCAUGAGGUCAAUUGGUGGAGCAGGCUCAGAGGCUGAAUGGUCCAUUCCUGUUCCACAUUGAAGGCUUUCACAAUUUCUUCCAUCUUCAAGUCUAACGACAAUUGAGGAACUGUUAACUUUGUGACUCAAUGAGACCAUCUGAUCAGUUCCCUCCAAUGCUUAUCUUGUCCAUUUGACCAAGCUCUAAGUCCCUCAACCUGAUACCCUGGGUGUCCUUCAAGGAUCAGUGGUAGGCCCUUCAAAUUUCUCAUCCAUUCAAAAUCAGUGUUACUUUAAACACAUACCCCAGGGGGGCAGUAUGGUGGCUCAGUGGUUAGCACUGCUGCCUCACAGCUCCAGGGUCCUAGGUUUGAUUCCAGCCUUGAGUGACUGUGUGGCGUUUGCACAGUCUUCUCCGUCUGCGUGGGUUUCCUCCAGGUGCUCCAGUUUCCUCCCACAGACCAAAGAUGUGCAGGUUAGAUUGGCCAUGCUAAAUUACCCAUAGUGUUAGGUGCAAUAGUCAGAGGGAAAAUGGGUCUGGGUGGGUUACUCUUCAGAGGAUCGGUGUGGACGUGUUGGGCUGAAGGGCCUGUUUCCACACUGUAGGGAAUCUAAUCUAAUCAAAAGAAAAAGAAACAUUUUGCUCCAUUUCACCAUCAUCCAUCUCCAUUCCUCCACUGUUGCAUAAAUAUCAGUUUGAGUGCUGCACAUACAGUAACAGAUGAGCAGAAAUUUCCUCCAAAUAAAAAUUAAGGCCCAAAGCAAUGGUCUUCAGUCUCUGCUACCGAUUCUGGGAAAUGUCUAAGGCUCAACCAGACAAUUUGUUAAAUUUGACCUCAAAAUGAGUUUCUGAUUGCAUUUCAUGUUGCAUAUUAUUUGUCUUCAAGCAUUCAGGAUUAAAGAGUGAUUUUAUCCAGGUGAGGAAAUAUUUUAGGAAUUUUUAUCUACAUUGGUAGAAACUGUUUCCACUGCAGGAUGGUUGGUAACACAACUUUAAGUGGCAAAAGUCCAGGUAAGGAUGAAGGAAGAUGAUUUUACUCAGUGAAUUGGGAUGAUCCAUUUGGGAUCAUCUGCAUAUCCAGUGGAAGCAGAUUCAACAGUAACUUUCAAAAGUGACUGACAUCUCCCCAAAAAGGAAAAGUUCCCGAUGUGAGGAAGAAGGUGGUUGGGAGUGGGACAGAUUGUCAGCAUCUCAGAGACAUUUCACAACGGCCACCUUCUUCAGAUGAAUCAGGAUUUACAGGUGCACAAUCUUUAUCUGAAAUGUUUGGGACCAACUGGUUUUUGGAAUUCAGAAUUUUUUGAAUUUCAGAAUAAGUGACAGUUUGAUGGUGAAAUUUAAAAAAAAUCUUAGCAGACAGCAGGCGCACUGUGAGUGAAACAGGCCCUGAAACAGAAUUGAGGCCUGCCAGUGCUGGGCCAAGGUGCCACAUGUUGUAUCUGAGUGACACAUAUCAAGUGGGUGUGGAGUUGGGUUAACAGUUUGAAUGCCAAACAACCUUGUUAAUGAGAAAAAAAAUCUUCACAAGAAAACCUUCGGAUUUCGGAGCUUUUAGGAUUUUGGGAUUUCGAAUAAAGGGUUGUCUACCUGUAGUUAUUUACAGAAUUCCCG
Hemiscyllium ocellatum (epaulette shark) is the source of this 5324-nucleotide messenger RNA. RefSeq names its product zinc finger protein 234-like. Gene Ontology annotation, biological process: regulation of transcription by RNA polymerase II. NCBI's taxonomy places the organism in Eukaryota, Metazoa, Chordata, Chondrichthyes, Orectolobiformes, Hemiscylliidae. Bases 311 to 1711 code for a protein of 466 amino acids. The transcript has 2 exons. Gene Ontology annotation, cellular component: nucleus. The record is from RefSeq and is a predicted model, not a curated record. Gene Ontology annotation, molecular function: RNA polymerase II cis-regulatory region sequence-specific DNA binding; DNA-binding transcription factor activity, RNA polymerase II-specific.